UAUACUAUUCCUCUCUUAGUCUUACUUAGCACCCUUUGACCCCGUGUCUCAAACAACCAUCUAUAUUCCUAUAUAUAAACAAAUCCACACAACUCAACAACUACAAAUCCUCCUUCAACACAAACAACACAACAACAACAACAACAACAAAAAAGUCAAAAACAAAAACAUGGUUUUAUCAUGGACAAAAGGUAGUAGAGUUUUCCGUCGUGCAAGAAAAGGCAAAGAGUUAUUAUCAAACUCAUGCAACGAUCUACAAGUGGAGAUAGCGAUUCCAACUCAUUUCCGUUGCCCGGUGACACUAGAUUUAAUGAAAGAUCCCGUUACACUUUCGACCGGCAUAACCUACGACAGGGACAGCAUCGAGAAAUGGAUCGAAUCUGGUAACAAAACAUGUCCGGUUACGAAAACCGAGUUAACGUCCUUCGACAUCAUUCCAAAUCACUCCCUUCGUAGAAUGAUUCAAGAUUGGUGCGUUCAACACCGUUCCUAUGGAGUUGAAAGAAUCCCAACACCUCGUAUCCCCGUUUCUGCGUACCAGGUUAAAGACACGUGUACGAGGAUCCUGUCGGCGGCGCAAAUGGGAGACGAGAACAAGGUUAUUGAACUGGUGAAGAAGAUAAAGGGUUGGGGAAAAGAGAGUGAGAGGAACAAGAAAUGUAUAGUUUCAAAUGGUGCUGCUCUUGUUCUUUCGAAUGUUUUUGAUUCUUUCUCACGUGGUUCUAUUGAGAAGAAUUUUGUUGUUUUGGAAGAGAUUUUGGAGGUGCUGACGUGGAUGCGUCCUAUUCCUGAAGAGGGUAGAUUUCUCUAUUUGGGAUCUUCAAAUUCUUUGAGUUGUUUGGUUUGGUUCUUAAAUGAUAAACAACAAACUUCAACUAGACAAAGUGCUUCUUUGUUGCUUAAGGAAAUUCAUGUUGACUCAUUGGUGAAAGUUGAAGGAAUAGUUGAAUCUUUGGUGAACAUGGUUAAGGUUAAUGUCGGUGAUGUUUCUACGAAAGCAUGUUUGUCAACAAUUUUCCACUUGGUUUACUCAUCAAAGAGUAAAAAAGUGAUUAUAGAGAGGUUUGUUGAACUGGGUUUAGUUUCAAUUUUAUUGGAGAUUCUAGUUGAUGCUGAAAAAGGGAUAUGUGAGAAAGCUUUAGGCGUGUUGAACUGUCUUUGCGAUAGUGAAAAUGGGGUGCAAAUAGCAAAGUCAAAUGCUUUGACUUUGCCUCUUGUUAUCAAGAAGCUUUUGAGGGUUUCUGAAUUGAGUUCAAGUUUUGUUGUUUCUAUUGUUUACAAGAUUUGUGAUGAGGCUGAAGAAGGUGUUUUAAUUGAGGCAAUUCAAGUUGGGAUGUUUCAGAAACUACUUGUUUUGUUGCAAGUGGGUUGUGCUGAUAGUACAAAGGAGAAAGCUACUGAGUUGUUGAAGUUAUUGAAUGGUUAUAAGAGCAAAGCAGAGUGUGUUGAUUCAUCAUUGGAUCUCAUGCAUCUAAAGAAGCCAUUCUAAUUUGAUUUAUCCAUGAAGAUUAGAUUUGAAUUCAUUUCCAUUUUUUUUUCAUUUGUAUAUAGGUAUUGUUGUCUUAAACAGAAUAUACUCUUGUACAAAGUUACACAGUCACAUACACAAGAACACAAAUUGUAUCUCUAACAUUCAAUUGAACUUAUGAAAUUCAAUUUUUUUU
Vicia villosa (hairy vetch) is the source of this 1664-nucleotide messenger RNA. Its product is annotated as U-box domain-containing protein 21. Gene Ontology annotation, biological process: protein ubiquitination. Gene Ontology annotation, molecular function: ubiquitin protein ligase activity. The transcript has a single exon. The record is from RefSeq and is a predicted model, not a curated record. Lineage: Eukaryota; Viridiplantae; Streptophyta; Magnoliopsida; Fabales; Fabaceae. The coding region runs from base 170 to 1489 and encodes 439 amino acids.